UCUCACUGCAUCCCUCGUCUCCUCCACCCACCACGUUUUGCACUACGAACCCGGACAUACCUCACCCUUUUGGAUGGGCUAAAAAAAGAGGAUCAGUACUUGAAUUACUGUAGAUCCUGGUUCCCCAGUUGCAAAUUUCAGAAACCGUUUUUAUUCCUUUUUCUCGAACAAUCCCCCUGGUCGUCGGUUGCACUCCUCUCUCUUCUCGCGUCCCAUAAACUGUUUACAUCGGCGCAUCCGCCCUUUUGCCCAGCCUGUCUGUCGCAUUGCAUCAUUCCGCGCCGAGUUUCAUCCAAAGAGGGGGAGAGAAUCUGUCCUGCCACACAACGCCUACCUACCUACUGUGUCUCUCUUCGGAUCCUCCAGACGCCGCUUUGCCGCAUUUUUUGCAAUUCGCAACAACCGCCACGGUCCUCUACCUCAAUGACACAAAUCUAGCCAUCUUUAUCCUUUCUCCAAUACAUCCUACGUGCCAAUCUGCACGUUAGGAACACAUCCACGCCUCACAAUGUCUGCACACGACGAUAUAGAGAGCAUUGCCGAAAAGGGCCACCACGCCACAUCCACAACACCAACAUGGAGCGACGCCUCCUCCAACACCCAAGCCCCGCGACCGUCGCCUCGCCAAAACACUCUCUCCGCCAAAUUUAGUCGCUUCAAUACCAGAUUAGAAGGGCUCUCCGGCUUCGAAGUCCGGGGCAUCAGCCGUGUCCCUCUUGAGGAGCGUCACAAGGGCUCCCGCGGCCAUGACCUACAAAUCUUCCUUCUCUGGCUCAGCGCCAACUUGUCUGCCAACAAUUUGGGUGUUGGCAUGCUCGGCCCCUUAGCCUACGGACUCGGCUUCAAAGAUUGCAUCAUGUGCAUUCUCGUCGGUACCUUUAUCGGCUCCUUGUCCACUGGCUACGUCGCCACGUUCGGUCCGCUUUCUGGCAACCGUACCAUGGUCGUUUCCCGGUUCUUCAUGGGAUACUGGCCAUCCAAAAUCCCAGCCUUGCUCAACUUGGUACUUAUGGCUGGCUACGCCGUGCUUGACGCCAUCAUUGGUGGCCAGAUCAUUUCUGCCGUCAGCGGAGGCUCCGUGUCGAUCGUCGUCGGCAUUAUUAUAGUUUCCAUCCUGGCGUGGUUAAUUGCCGUUUUUGGAAUGGCUCUCUUCCAACGUUACGAAAGAUAUUCGUGGUUGCCUCAGAUUCUAGCCCUCAUGGUGCUUAUCGGCUCCGCUGCUCCAAACUUUGACACGGAGACUCCAUCCACCGCCAGCGGCGCCAGACUUGCCGCCGCCCGUCUUACGUUUCUCAGCACCUGCUCGUAUAUUCCCAACUCGUGGACGGCCGCCGCCGCCGACUUUUACGUCUAUUACCCUGAAAAGACCAACCGUAUCAAGGUCUUCUGGCUCACUGUUGCUGGACUCUUCGUGUCCUUUGUUACCGUCUUCACCAUUGGCAUGGGUCUUGCGUCUGGUGUUGCUUCCAACCCGGCCUGGGCUGCUGCUAAUGAUAUCUCAUCGGGAGCCCUGCUCGUAGAGGGCCUGGCGCCUCUCAAGGGCUUCGGCAAAUUCAUCGGUGUCGUCAUUGCUCUCGGCGUUAUUGGCAAUUCCACGCCAUCUACCUACUCUGCCGCCCUCACCUGCCAGGCUCUUGGCCGUUACGGCCAAGCCGUUCCCCGUUGGGCCUGGGCCUGCGUCCUUGUUGUCGUCGAGCUCGUCCUGGGACUUGCGGGUCGCGACCAUCUUUUCCUCAUCUACCAAAACUUUACUUCCAUCAUGGGCUACUGGAUUGAGUUCAUGUGUAGCAUCUUCCUGCUCGAGGAAUUCAUAUUUCGCCGCCGUAAGGGCCAGUGUGACUGGUCUCGCUGGAAUGACCGCUCCUAUCUUCCCGUUGGAUGGGCUGCUCUUGCCUCUUUCCUCUUGGGCUGGCUAGGAGCCGUCCUUGGAAUGAACCAGGUCUGGUUUGUCGGGCCCAUUUCCACACUAUGCAACGACGCCGACGUUGGCAUGUGGCUCGGUACUCUCUUUACCAUCGUGACAUUCAUUCCUCUCCGUCACCUGGAGCUUAAAAUGAUUGGACGAUAAGCAUAAAAAAGGACGAUGCGCUUAUGAGCUUUAUGACCCCAAGCAUUAGAGUUUCCCUGUUCAUUGUUUUUGCUGCAUAUACUACUGUACAUAUAUUAUACCUAGAGUUGUAAAUACAAACUUGAUCACAUUGC
[Torrubiella] hemipterigena is the source of this 2202-nucleotide messenger RNA. The record is from the annotation of a GenBank genome assembly. Lineage: Eukaryota; Fungi; Ascomycota; Sordariomycetes; Hypocreales; Clavicipitaceae.